Messenger RNA from Saccoglossus kowalevskii, 2865 nucleotides. Its product is annotated as aminopeptidase N-like. Gene Ontology annotation, biological process: proteolysis; peptide catabolic process. Gene Ontology annotation, cellular component: cytoplasm; membrane. The record is from RefSeq and is a predicted model, not a curated record. Lineage: Eukaryota; Metazoa; Hemichordata; Enteropneusta; Harrimaniidae. Gene Ontology annotation, molecular function: peptide binding; metalloaminopeptidase activity; zinc ion binding.
AUGACGGACAGUUAUCACGACACGUCAAAACACACACAACGCCAAAUCGGAUGCUACGUUUCCAGGCUAGUUGCUGUUGUUAUAACGUGUUUUGUCGUUGUUGUCUUUGCAUUAUCAGUCAUGUUGACAAUAUAUUUAUCGGACGGAACAUGCGAGGAGACAGAGGAUGUUAUGAUGCCACAACCAGGUGAGAUACCAGAGGUUAUAGACGAAUUUGAAGGUAUGCUACCAGACACAAUCGAACCCUUCCACUACCGUGUGUGGUUGAAACCUUACAUGGACCAGCACUUGGACGCUGACGAUUUUCUGAAACUUGACGGUAAAACUGAUAUCUAUAUACUGUGUAUAAAAACCACGAACGAGAUUAAAGUUCACGUUCGACUCAUGGCAAUACGUACUUCUAAAAUAUACGACAAGAAUGGGAAUGAACUUGAAAUAGUAAACGUAGAAGAAAAUCUCAAAUACAACUGGUUUGUUAUUCGUACGAAAGAUGACCUGGUGGAAGGCAAUGAAUACAGGUUGCAUUUCGAGUAUGAGGGGACUAUUGACCAACAGGAUCUGCGUGGAUUUUUCUAUGUAUCAUACGAAGAGAAUGGUCAGCAGAAGUCAUACGCCGCGACGCAGUUCCAAUCAACACGAGCCAGAGAUGCAUUCCCAUGCUUCGAUGAACCUGCACUGAAAGCCACCUUUGACACCGUUCUUGUACAUCGCCCAACUCGCAUGGCUCUCUCGAAUAUGCCAAACAUCGGAAAUAUCACCGUGACCGACACCAACGGGGGCGAGUGGGUAGAAGCGCAUUUCAACACAUCGGUAAAAAUGUCGACGUAUCUCAAUGCUUAUUUUAUUGGUGAGUUCCACUGCAAGGAAGACUACACAGAAAAUGGAAUCCAGUUCCGUGUAUGGAGCAUGCCGUCCAAACUCAACACCACCAUAUACUCAUUGGAUAUAGGCAUGGAUAUCCUAACGAACUUUGAAACGCAGUGGGAUAUCUCAUAUCAACUUCCAAAACUAGACAGUGUUGCAUUACCAAUCCACGUGUCUACUGGUAUGGAAAAUUGGGGACUUAUUCUCUAUAGAGAGCCAUACAUGCUGUACGACCCGGUAGAGGACAACCCUGGUGAUAAGAAGGGAGUAGUGGUGCUGGUUGGACACGAGAUAGCACAUAUGUGGUUUGGUAAUCUGGUAACUAUGGAAUGGUGGAGUCAUACCUGGUUGAAUGAAGGAUUCGCGUCAUAUCUUGAAUCAUAUGGAUUCCUAUGGGUUGAACCUGAAUAUGAAUUGCGAGAUCAAUUCUUUUUAAAAGAUCACACCUACCGGGCGAUGCGAAUGGAUCAGUAUGGCGACUCACGUCCUCUCGUAACACCAGCGGGAUUUUAUGAUGAAAUAAACAGUCUAUUCGAUAUCCUGGCUUAUGAUAAGGGAUCUGCUUUAAUACUGAUGAUGAGCGGAUUUCUCGGUGAACCAGACCUAAUAGAUGCCUUACGACAUUAUUUAAAAAGUCAUUCGUAUGGUUCAGUGAUUACCGACGAUUUGUGGGCUUCGAUGAACGAGGUGAUACAGGAAUCACACAACCUUGAUAUGAAAUAUAUUAUGGACCCAUGGGUUCUGCAAAUGGGAUUUCCUGUAAUAAACAUCACGAGAAUAACCACGACCAUGUUCAGAGCUUAUCAGUCACAUUUCUUGAUAAAUCCCUUCGAUGAACCGAAAGACGAGCAUUAUACUAAUAUGGGUUACGUAUGGGUUGUUCCUCUGUCUUACACUCAUGAACAGGAACUGGAAUUCAAAAAUCCUAAUUUGUUGUGGCUGGAAGAGAAUUCCUUGGAAUUUGAAAUACAAGGUUUAACCAAUACUGACUGGGUACUAUUGAACAUCAACCAGACUGCAUACAUACGGGUAAACUAUGACAUUGAGAACUGGCGAAAACUUGCGAAACAACUCACUUAUGCACACGAGGUUAUUCCCGUUAGAAGUCGAUCACAUCUUGUGGACGAUGCAUUAACUCUGGGUGAAGCUCUACACCUUGACCACGUUGUGGCAUUGGAAGUCAUCGAGUAUUUUCGUGAAGAAGACGAACAUAUGCCGUGGCAGGCUUUUGUUGAUGUGAAAUCAUAUACAAAGUACAUGCUGUGGCGUUCGUCAACAUAUGGUCUCUACGAGAAUUAUCUCCGUUAUCUAGUCUCCCCUAAUUACUAUUCAUUGGGAUGGGAAUUUGAUGAUAAUGAAUUGGAAUACUACAGACGGAUCAAUUCACUCAGCGUUGCGUGCGAGAAUAAUUUGAGGAACUGUAUUGAGAAUGCGAAGGCGAGGUACAAAUCUUGGAUCGACCAGCCUGAGAACAAUCCGAUAGAACCAGAUAUAAGGGAUACCGUAUAUUGUACUGCAAUACGACAUGGCGGAGACCAAGAGUGGAAAUUUGCAUACGAUAUGCAAACACGUGCCCACGAAGACCGUGACCUUCUACAGUCAUCUAUGGCUUGUUCUAGAAUCACAUGGAUACUCUUAGGGUAUUUAGAAGAAUCCUUACAUUCUGAAUAUUUUGAUACCGGAACAGUUAUCGGUUAUGUCCGUGACAAAUCGGCAACAGGAUUUAUACUGGCAUGGCGCUUCGCAGUCAAGAACUUCCAACAUCUGUUGGAAUUGUAUGGUCAAAGCGCAUAUGACAUUAUUUGGCAGUUUUCCGAGAAAAUGUACACAGAAAAAGACUUGAACGAGUUGAUUGGGUUCGGACAACAGUAUUACAACAUGCCAACUGAAGCAGCGAAUAAUUUCUACCGAGCUUUGCAAAAAAUACAAGUAAACAUGCAAUGGCAGGCACGCAAUGGAAAUGACAUACACGCUUUUCUUCAAACUUUCAAAGAAAUUUAG